Molecule: messenger RNA, 2304 nt
Organism: Anthonomus grandis grandis
Lineage: Eukaryota; Metazoa; Arthropoda; Insecta; Coleoptera; Curculionidae
Product: 5'-3' exonuclease PLD3-like
Exons: 2
Coding region: 248-1756 (502 amino acids)
Molecular function (GO): catalytic activity
Source: RefSeq, a predicted model, not a curated record
GUGAUUGAAUCAAUGUUUUGAUUCGGUUGCCUAAUACGUAAUUACGUAUUGUUUUUAUGCCUAUAUGAUAAGAUAAAGUAUGUCAGUAGAAUUUACAUAAUAAGCAAUUAAAGUGCCUUUGAUUGAUGCAAUUUAACGAUUUGUUAUUGUGUUUAACGUUUAUUAAGGUGGAACAAUGAACAUAUCAAGACAUCCUUAGAUAGAGAUUAUUUUCAUUUCCAACUCAUUCAAGCAAUAAAAAACCAAGAUGCAAAUAAAACUAAUCCCAGACAGUCCAACAAAAAGCAUCUGCAGUGACGCUACAGAUGUUCCAGCCUCACCAACUCAACGGGAAUACGAUUAUUGGUUCCAGAGGUGUACCCUAAUGGACCGCGGGUGGAGCCCUCCCAAAAUGGCCCAUAACAAAUGGCGUCGUUUUUCCUACAUUCCCGUCUCGAUUAUUUGUGUCCUUUUAUUGCUCAUUGUCCUUAUGCCCGUGCUGGAUCAAGCUACCGAACGGGCCCUGCAGAGACUUAACUACCAAAGGAAAUGCGACAGCCCUGGAUAUUUAGUCGAAACUAUUCCAGAAGGAUUGGUUUUUAACGAUACCAAUGUUAAAAAUUUCGAUACAUUUUGGACCUGGAUGGAUCUGAUAAACAAUGCGGAGAAAUCUAUUGAAAUCGCUUCUCUUUAUUGGACGUUACGAGGUUCCGAUGUUAACUCUACCGACCCAUCUGAUUUUAAGGGAGAAAAGCUGUUAAAAGCCCUGCAGCAAAAGGGAAAGAAGGGAGUGAAGAUAAGGAUCGCUCAGAAUGAAGAGAAUUCCGAUACGAAAUGGUUGAUGCAUGAAGCAGCUGCUGAAGUUCGAACGGUUAACUUUACUAGGCUUCUUGGUGGUGGGGUGCUUCAUACAAAAAUGAUUAUCGUGGAUAAAUUGUAUGUCUAUAUUGGCAGCGCUAAUAUGGAUUGGAGAUCUCUCGCACAAGUUAAAGAAAUGGGAAUAGUCGUUUACGGAUGCUCCUGUCUCGCAACCGAUGCCUUAAAAAUAUUUGAGGCAUAUUGGACUCUCGGCUUAAAUGAUUCAGCCAUUCCAGUUCCUUGGCCGGAUAACUAUUCUACCAGUUUUAAUGCGGAAACCCCGAUAGAAUUAUCGAUGAGUAGGUUCUAUAAUAGCAAAGUUUUUAAGACAUUUUUGUCCAGUUCUCCUCCACCUUUUAACGGUAAAGGUAGAACCAACGAUAUUGACGCCUUAGUAGGUGUAAUCCAGCAGGCUGAAAAAUUUGUUCAUAUUGCCGUCAUGGAUUAUAUUCCUUUAAUGAUUUAUACACCAAAGAGGAUCUAUUGGCCUGUUAUUGAUGAUGCAUUGAAAUCGGCGGCCAUUGAUCGAAAAGUCUCUGUCAAACUACUUAUUAGCAAAUGGAAUCAUUCCAGGACGCAAGAAGACGAGUUUCUAAGAAGCUUGGCGAUACUUGAUAAUGUUUACAAAGGAGUAUCGAUUGAAGUUAGAAGAUUUAUCGUCCCGAGUAAUUCCAGUGAGGAUUUAAUUCCCUUUGCUCGUGUUAACCAUAAUAAAUAUAUGGUAACGGACAAGACGGCUUUUAUUGGCACUUCUAAUUGGGCUGGAGACUACUUUACUGAUACUGCUGGAGUCUCAUUUGUGAUGCACGAUCCGGAGGAGGAUGGUGAGGAAAUUGAUUAUCCAACAAUUAGAGCUCAACUGGAAAGCGUUUUUCAAAGAGACUGGAAUUCUCAAUACGCUCAUCCCUUUAUAUUUUAAGAUUGAUUUAGUUUUUUUUAAGAGAAUUCUCAAAAGAUGUAAUUUUUUUUCUGUUAUGGAUAUAUGACGACUUUGCUUCAAAUUAAUAUUAAAAACAGGAAACAGUAUUUGGUGGAGACUGGAGAAAAACUCUUCAUAUUUUGAAUUAUAUUCUUCAUAUUCCAAUUUAGAGAGAUAUUUUAUAUCUAAUGCACUAUCUAAAAUGCACUUAUUGUAAAAGGUUUUCACCGAUAUUAUUGUGAUUUAGGCACCAAUAGUUAGGUAUUUAUGAUAUUUGAAGUGCACCUGUUAUUACGUGUCUUAAGUAUAGUCAAAACGCACAAAACAAUCAAUUUAUCUUGAGAUUCUAAUAAGGUGGUGGUCAAUAUUAAAGGUAAUUUUAAGAGUUAAUGAGUGCCUUCUAUAUUGUUAACAAUUAUUCCAAAUGGACUGGAUAGAAAUGAAAAAAUCGAUAAAAAGUAUAUAUUUUAAGAAAGUGAUUAUACAAAGAAAAUUGAACAGAGGUGGUAUAUUAUGAUAUAGAUAAAUAAAAAAUGAUCUCAAUUAUA